AUGAAGCUCACACUUAAGACUUUGCAGCAGAAGCAGUUUCAAUUGGACGUCGAGCCUGAAGACAAAGUUAUAGACGUUAAAAGGAAAAUAGAGGAGUCGCAGGGACAUGCAAUUUCAUUACAAAAGUUAAUUUUCUCAGGCAAAAUCUUGGCAGACGAAAAGCCCUUGUCCGAGUAUAAUAUAACCGAAAAAGAUUUCGUGGUCGUUAUGGUCUCAAAGGUAUCCAAGGCACCAUCCGGGUCCACAUCUUCUAGCAAAGCUUCUUCAACUCCAGCAGCAAGUUCCCCACAGG
This is a messenger RNA of Paraglomus occultum, 292 nucleotides long. The record is from the annotation of a GenBank genome assembly. Lineage: Eukaryota; Fungi; Glomeromycota; Glomeromycetes; Paraglomerales; Paraglomeraceae.